This is a messenger RNA of Erpetoichthys calabaricus (reedfish), 805 nucleotides long. It is a transcript of the gene mrps11, whose product is annotated as mitochondrial ribosomal protein S11. Gene Ontology annotation, biological process: translation; ribosomal small subunit assembly; maturation of SSU-rRNA from tricistronic rRNA transcript (SSU-rRNA, 5.8S rRNA, LSU-rRNA). Gene Ontology annotation, cellular component: mitochondrial small ribosomal subunit; ribosome. Bases 111 to 689 code for a protein of 192 amino acids. Lineage: Eukaryota; Metazoa; Chordata; Cladistia; Polypteriformes; Polypteridae. Gene Ontology annotation, molecular function: small ribosomal subunit rRNA binding; mRNA 5'-UTR binding; structural constituent of ribosome. The record is from RefSeq and is a predicted model, not a curated record. The transcript is spliced from 6 exons.
AGGAGUAACCUUCACAGAUGCACGCCAGACUUCCGUGUAGCGUGGUGACAGUGAGUAAGAUUUACUUUACAGGGUUAACUAUAGACUGAGGAGUUUUCUUCAAGAAGAGGAUGUACAAAGUUUGUACCAGCGCCUGUUCCGUUGUUAGAACGGCAUGUGAGCAGAUGUUUACGCAAACGUUGUCCGUGAAUGGACCCCGAUGUUUGUGGUCCAGUGCAGAGAGAUUUCAAGUGCCUGCAGAAAGUUUCACAAGUUCUCCUUCCAACAACAACUUGGAGGAAUACAGUAUUUACCCUCCUGUUCCUGGCCAGGAAUCCAGAUUGCGUUGGCAAGGCAAAAAGUAUGAAGAACUCCCAAUAGCACAUGUUAAAGCAACAUACAACAAUACACACAUCCAAGUAACUGACCACGCAGGGAAAUACAUAACUCGAACAUCAUGUGGCACAGAAGGAUUCAAAAAUAUAAAGAAGGCCACACCAGUAGCUGCUCAGACAGCUGGAAUUUCAGCAGGAGCGAAAGCACAUAGCAAAGGAGUGUUACAUGUGCGAGUUGUAGUGAAGGGUCUGGGACCAGGACGCAUGUCUGCCAUUAAAGGAUUAACAAUGGGUGGAUUAGAGGUAGUUUCCAUCACAGACAACACUCCCAUCCCUCACAAUGGCUGUCGACCAAGGAAAGCACGCAGGAUUUAGGCUGUUGUAUGUAAGAGCAAAACUUCAUCCUUGUGACCAUCGUCUGGAUUUUACUAAACUCAGGUCAUUGAACCUCUUCAUUUAUACAAUAAAUAUUUAUGUUCUGUUACAAUAAA